AUGCAGCCUUCCAAGAAGGAUCGUGCCACCCACAGGACAGAAGACAGUGAAGAAACGACCACUGCACCAGAAGAGCAGAGACUGUCUAGGCGACGGAAGCGGACCAAAUAUGAACCUCACCAAGUGGAGGCUCUGACAAACUCCUUUAAUGAUCAUCGCUAUCCAAGCUUCUACGAACUGAAGCGUUUGGAGGAAAACCUUGGCAUCCGCGAGGAUCGCCUGUCGGUCUGGUUUCAAAACAGAAGAGCCAGACAUCCAGAGUCUGCUGAGCCAAAGGCAGUAAAGCAGGAAAAGACAAGGAAGAUCCCAUCCCGUGGAAGAGCUCCAUCUAAGAGGGUUGCCUGCCAGACCACCUGGCCAGGAAACUGCAAGAAACAGCUGCAACCAGGACAUCACUGGGGACAGAAUCAGCCAAUGUACCAGCAUUAUUACUAUCCAUUUCCACAAGGGACUGUCAACCAGCAUGAGAGUAGUCACUUUGUGACUGGACAGGCCACUUCUUCCUUUGGCAGUAAUGUCAGCUUUGGUCCUUCAGUCCAAAAUCUUCCAUUUGGUUUUGGUGGCGCUGAAAACCAUUCCUAUAUACAGCCACAUCAGAGCCAGCAGAGCAAUGCUUCUUCAAACUCUUUCUUGUAUUAUAAUGCCUACUCUGGCCAGGAACACCUUCAAUGGUUCUUUGGAACCCCACAGCUGGGAGGGCAGGCCUAUGUAGCCCAACCCGAGGGCUCUGUUUCCUCAGCAAGUACAAGCAGCCUAGACCUAGAUGAAAUCAUUAGCUACUUAGAAGAGGAUGGCUAUACUCAGAACCCUUCCUCUGGAAGCAGUUCACUCCUCUACGGGGGAGCAGCACCGAUGGGGAGGGAACAAAGUCCCACAGGCACUUACAGCUAUAGCCAUUCUUCUCCUUCCUCCACUGCCCAGAGGCCAGGCUCUUCUCAAUUGGGGACUCUGCCAAACCAAUUCAGCCCUAUUAAUUACCAAGAUGAUCAGGGCCCCAUGUAA
Molecule: messenger RNA, 1002 nt
Organism: Sceloporus undulatus (fence lizard)
Lineage: Eukaryota; Metazoa; Chordata; Lepidosauria; Squamata; Phrynosomatidae
Product: homeobox protein unc-42-like
Exons: 3
Coding region: 1-1002 (333 amino acids)
Molecular function (GO): DNA binding
Source: RefSeq, a predicted model, not a curated record